This is a messenger RNA of Arachis ipaensis, 510 nucleotides long. The record is from RefSeq and is a predicted model, not a curated record. NCBI's taxonomy places the organism in Eukaryota, Viridiplantae, Streptophyta, Magnoliopsida, Fabales, Fabaceae.
AUGACAACAAGAAGAAAUGUCCCAGAGAAACUCAAAGAGAAAGACAACCAGCCACAUAAUUCAAAGGAAGUAAUUCAAAGACAGCAGCAAGGGGUAAAGAUCAUCACACCUCCACUACCAUACCCUCAGAGGUUCAACAAAGAAACCAAGGAUCAACACUUCCGCAAGUUCCUGGAAACUUUCAAGAAGCUGGAAAUCAACAUUCCCCUAGCUGAAGCAUUGGAACAGAUGCCCUUAUAUGCCAAAUUCUUGAAGGAACUCAUUAACAGGAAAAGAAGUUGGCUGGAGAAGGAAACUGUGCUUCUCACUGAAGAAUGUAGUGCGCUCAUCAGAAAAGGACUCCCUCCCAAGCUGGAAGAUCCUGGAAGUUUCUUCCUACCUUGCACACUUGGAAAUCUACUCAUCAACAAGGGGAUGUGUGACUUAGGAGCAAGCAUAAACUUAAUUCCAUCAUCAUUAGUGAAAAAUCUUGGCAUAGGAGAGGUAAAACCAAUACAGAUGUCUUUAUAA